AUGACAUCAACGGAUACAUUUGAUAGUUGUCAUGUUGCUACAUCCAGCAUUGCUAGUGAUGAAAGUGUCGAUGGCAGCACGGAAAUCUCUGAUGAUCAACCCACAACUCCUGGUAAAAAGCUUGCUAUUCUUACUGGCUGUAUAUCAAAGACUGCUGUCAUCAACAGCAAAUCUGACUCACUCAUGCAUGACUGUAUCUGGUCUUUUUAUGGUUUGAUAGAUCAUGUUUGCUUUGUAGUGCAUGGCAUGGGUCAGCAAUGGGAAGGUACUGGGCGGUUUGUAGAAAACUCUUCGCUUAGGAGAACUUGCGAGGAAACAGCACUGGAAGAGUUUAUAGACAAGUCAUUGAAUGUCGAAUGGAUUGGUGUUGAAUGGCAUUCAGUGCUUCAUGGGCUAGAUACAGUCGAUCGAAGGAUUAAAACAAUUACAUUGCCAACAUGCUCAAUCUUGCGCCAAAUCAACAACAAUAUUCUGGCAGAUGUGCUCUAUUAUUUUACAUCAUUUCAUGGGCAGACUCUUGUAGAUAUUGUGACCAAGAGUCUGAAUGCUGCACAUGCAGCAUUCAUGAAAAAAUAUCCAGACUUCAAAGGUAAAGUGGCUCUUGUUUGCCAUUCUCUUGGUGGUAUUAUUACAUACGAUAUAUUGGCCCAUCAACCUGGUGCCCCUUGGGAGCACUGGCGACAGCAGCAAAAACAAAGGUCCCACAAGUAUAGUGCGCCAGUUUCAAAGCAAACUCCAGAUGCACACCAGUUACAGGAUGAAAGUAAAGUGCUUCGAUCCAUUUCUCCAGCCAAUGACAAGAUACAGAAAAAUAGUCAGUAUUCAUCCCAAGUGGCAGGAUCGCAUCAUGAAACCCACUUUGAAAUUAUCUACCCGAGGCUUGAUUUUACUCCUGCGCUGCUGUUUACACUUGGAUCUCCAUUGCCUGCUGUAUUGGUAAUGCGCGGUCAGUCUCUACACCACUAUCGCAUCUCCAAAAAGAUCAAGUUUUUAAAUAUUUUCCAUCUGUAUGAUCCCAUGGCUUAUCGGAUGGAGCCAUUGUUGGACGAACGCUACAUUGAGAUCUCACCAGUACUCCUUGAGCGACCUUCCAGCAACCGUGCAUUUCAACUUUCAUAUUAUCAAGAGCUUAUUUCUGCGUAUCUUCCGGAUCUAUCUGCGAUGCGAUCUGGCGUUCGUGUUCCUACAUUUGCAGACCUUCCUUCUAUUCCGUAUAUGAAUGUAACCGGCAGCUUACCAUCUCUUACACUCCCAACCUUUUCGAGUCUUGCUCUUCCAAAUGUAUCACUUCCCACCAUCAAUUUGCCACUGCCUGUACUUCCAUCUAUCCCCGCACUCACUCGUGCACGAGAGCAACUGUCUGUCAUGUACGAUUCCAUGGUGUCCAAUUGGGCUGGCGAGGAGGAUUUAAGCUUGACAUCGCAUAAACGAAAGCGAUCUUUUGGUGAAACAUGUGCAAGUGAGGACGACGACGAUCAAAAAAGAAGUGAGUUUAGAAAUUCGGAUGAACCCAAAAGUCCUUGUCAUAAAAAACAGCUUGUCGAAAAAGCAGCGAAUGGAAGCGUUGUUUGGCGGCAGAGUCUGGCCAAAAACGACAGUAAAACUGAUGUGCAAGUUAUUGAGCAUGAUGAAAUGGAACAAAAUACCUCUGAUCAAUGUGAUACUGCUCACGAAGACGAUGUUUGCAGCAAAACAGAAACCGAGCAUACGCUUUUUAGAUUUAUUCGAACCCCUAUUUCAAAACUCGGUCGAGAUCCUUCAAAAGCAUCAUCACUCACUCAAUGUCAUGAUGAUAACGAUCAAAGCCACAUAUCUAGCGAGGUUUUUCCUCAAUCUGAAAAGCAGCCUAUGGUCACUCUAACUGAACAGUCUGCAAUAAAUGCUUCAGCACCAAGCCAAAGCACAUUCACAUUUACCGCAGCAGUGGAAGAUUUUACGGAUAUGCUUCGUCGGAGUUUUUCGAGUUCUUCCACAUUGUCACCCACUCUACCAAAAACUUCGCCAAUUUGUGCAUCAACCCCACUACAACAUCAGCCAGUAUCUGAAAAAGCGAUACCCAUUACACAAUCACAGCAUGAUUGCGCUGAUACUGCUGACAAGUGUAAUCAAAGCCAUGCCACAGAAGCAUUUUUUGAACCACAACCCAUAUCACCCAAGCGCUUGUCCAAAUCAGCCCAAACUAAAGCACAUCGUGCAACCACUGUUAUUUCUAAUGUGAGAAAAAUGGGAGAUAAAUUGACUGCCGAACUUGUUGCAGCCGCUAAGCAAACCCAACGCACAAUGGAAUUGGAAUCUGGUGUAGAGGAUGGUAGCGAUAUUUUACCCGAAUCCAACAUUGAUAGCGAAGGGGGAAAUGAUGAAAUUGAUGGUGCAGAGUCUGAUCAUUGUGAGGAUACCCUCAAGGAUGCAACUUCUCAGCGCCAUGCGCUGAAUUCGCAUACCAAGAGGAAAUAUGUUCCUGCGGAGCGGCUAGAUUUUUUCGUUCAAGAAACGGUAAUUGAUAACAUGGUACAUCAAUACCUGGUCGGAAUGAAGGCGCAUUUUGGAUACUGGACAAGCAAAGACAUGAUGUAUCGGGUAUUAAAGGAACUUGAUAGCACUCCCAACUAA
Batrachochytrium dendrobatidis JAM81 is the source of this 2610-nucleotide messenger RNA. RefSeq lists its product as uncharacterized. The record is from RefSeq and is a predicted model, not a curated record. The coding region runs from base 1 to 2610 and encodes 869 amino acids. Lineage: Eukaryota; Fungi; Chytridiomycota; Chytridiomycetes; Rhizophydiales. Gene Ontology annotation, cellular component: cytoplasm. Gene Ontology annotation, molecular function: glycerophospholipase activity; metal ion binding. The transcript has 4 exons.